Messenger RNA from Gilbertella persicaria, 1560 nucleotides. Its product is annotated as lanosterol 14-alpha demethylase. Gene Ontology annotation, molecular function: monooxygenase activity; iron ion binding; heme binding. Bases 1 to 1560 code for a protein of 519 amino acids. The record is from RefSeq and is a predicted model, not a curated record. The transcript is spliced from 5 exons. Lineage: Eukaryota; Fungi; Mucoromycota; Mucoromycetes; Mucorales; Choanephoraceae.
AUGGCUGUUGUAUCGACUUUGGUGAACGCAAUUCCUUCCCCUAGCAACUUGCUUGUCUAUGCAUUCCUUGCCCUAGGUGUCUACAUUAUUCUCAACAUUUUGAAUCAAUGGUUCGGCCCCAAAGACCCUAAGCAACCACCUGUUGUAUUCUCUUGGAUUCCUUUUAUGGGAAAUGCUAUUGAGUUUGGCGUAGAGAUUGACGCGUAUAAAAGAAAUCCUAUCAAAUUUUUAAAGGACUCUCAAAAGAAGUAUGGUGAUGUCUUUACCUUCCAUAUGGUUGGUAGAAAAGUAACCGUUCUUUUGGGCGCAGAUGGUAAUCAGUUCGUUUUCAACUCUAAACAGAACUUGUCUUCUGCUGCUGAAGCUUACAACCAUAUGACCAAAUAUGUCUUUGGUCCUGAAGUUGUUUAUGAUGCUCCUCAUAGUGUCUUUUUAGAACAAAAAAGAUUUAUUAAGGCUGGUUUGAACUCAGAAUGUUUCCGUCAACAUGUGCCUAUGAUUGUUGAAGAAGUGACUGAGUUCUUCAAAGAUUAUCAAAAGCCCCAAGGCAAAUUUGACGCCUAUCACACGUUUGGUUCUUUGAUUAUUUGUACGGCUUCUCGCUGUUUGAUGGGUAAAGAAAUUCGUGCCAAUUUGGAUGGCAAUGUUUCAAAGUUGUAUUAUGAUUUGGAUCAAGGUUUCCAGCCCAUCAACUUCAUCUUCCCCAACUUGCCUUUACCUUCUUACCGCAGACGUGAUGAAGCUUGUAAGAAAAUGGCUGAUCUUUACUCUAGCAUCAUUCAACGUAGAAAGGCUGAAGGUGAUAACUCAAAUGCUGAUUUGCUUCAAGCUUUGAUGGAUGCCAACUACAAGGAUGGCUCACCUGUUCCCGAUAAGCAUAUUGCUGGUAUGAUGAUUGCUGUUCUUUUCGGUGGUCAACAUACUUCUGCCACCACUACUGCCUGGACCAUGCUUGAAUUAGCUGCUCGUCCUGAUCUUGUCCGUGCUUUGCGUGAAGAACAAAUCACUAAAUUAGGUUCUCUUAAGGCUGACUUGACCUUUGAAAACCUUAAGGAAUUGACUUUAUUGGAAAACUGUGUCAAGGAAACCCUUCGUCUCCACCCUCCUAUUUUCCAAAUGAUGAGAAAAGUAAUUGCUGAUAAGGUCACUUUUGAAAAGACCGGUCAUGAAAUCCCCAAGGACAACUUUUUGUGUGCUGUUCCUGGUGUCACUCAAACAGAUGAAACUUACUUUAACGAACCUCUUAAAUACAAUCCUAUGCGUUGGGUCGACUUAGACGAUCCUGUUCAUCAAAUGGAAGCUGGCGAUGAUGCCAAUGUUGACUACGGUUUUGGUGCUGUUGGUAUUUCUUCCAAGAACCCCUUCUUGCCUUUUGGUGCUGGUCGUCAUCGUUGUAUUGGUGAACAAUUUGGUUAUCUUCAAAUUAAGACUAUCGUUGCCACUUUGCUUCGUCUUUUUGAUUUUGAAUUAGAAGGUAAAGAAGUUCCCAAGCCUGAUUAUACUUCUAUGGUUGUUGUACCCGAAAAGCCUGCCAACCUCAAGUACACUUGGAGAGAAUAA